AUGCCAGCAGAUAAACUUAGAAUUGCAUGUUAUGGGGACAAAAACAUUUUAAGAAAUGCUGAAUAUUUUUUUAAGGAUGAUUUUUAUGAAAUAAAUGAUGUAAAAUUAGACGAAAAAAUAAAUACAAUACGAGUUAAUUUACAAUAUGAAUGUUAUAACAAUCCAAUAGCUGAUUAUUUUAAAAAUGAAGAGAAUGGAUCAAAUGAAAAAGCUUUUAUUUAUAUUUAUUUUUUAUAUUCAGAAAAUUUAGAAGAAUAUAAAAAUGAAAAGGAAUAUUUAUUAAAUAGGUAUAAAGAUUGCAUAAAUGAAGAGAAUGAGGAUUGUAUAUUUAUAUAUUUAUACAAUUUAAGCGAUAAUAUAAAUGAAAUAAAAAAUAUAAAAAAAAUCAAAUCCGAUUUCAGUUCUAAUAGUUAUAAAACUAUCAAAAUAUUAAGUGUCCCAAUAAUUAAAAAUGAAGAAUAUGAUACUAAUGAAAAAGUCAAAGAACUUUAUGAGCACUUUAAAAUUAGAUAUAUUGAUCACAUCAAAAUAUGUAUUGAAAAAAAAUACCAUUCCAUUAAAAGUUCCUAUAACAAAAGCGUUAAUAUUUUUUUAAGCUAUGUAGAGAUAAAGAAAAAAGUUAUUCUGGAAAAAAAAAAAAAAAAAUUUUGUAUACCCAACAUACGUGCAGAGGAAACAAAACCGAAUGAUGUAUCAGAGGAAAAAGCAGAAACAAAGCUUAACGAAAAAGAGGAAACACAUCAUAACGAUAUAACCGAAUUUGUCGAGUUUUAUAAAAAUCAUAAUAUUUUUUCAUUUUGCAAUGAAUGUGUAGAUAUAAAUUUUUUUUUACAAAAAAAUGAUGUUCAUUCAUAUAUAAACAGAAUCGAAUUUGUUACAGAUUAUGAUGAACAAUUGUAUUUAGACAUGUAUGAUAUUUUUUUAUCAGUUUUUAUGUGGGGAGAAAAUUUAUGUGCUUUGUAUUUAAAAUUAAAUCUUUUUAAGAAAUGUUAUAUGCUAUAUAGUAGUAUUCAACGAUUAUUUUUCAAGCAUCUUAAUGUUUAUAUAAAAAAAAAAAAGUGUAUAAUACAUUCUCCGAUUUUAUUUGAAAAAUAUAAACUAGCUAUAACCAGAUAUAUAUACGAAAGAAAUAUUUGCUCUAUUCAUUUGCUAGAGUAUAUAUUUUUUAAAAAAUUUACUUUAUUACUUUUUUUAAACAAAUUUUCAUAUAUUUCAAUAAAAGCUUUAAAAUUUGCUCAAUUUUUUUACAAAAAUAAAAUUUUUAUAUUUAUGCACAAUUUUAGUACCUUUAGAAAUAGUGUAAAUAAAUAUAUAAAGUAUCCCAAUUAUAUCAAAUACAUUCAUAAAAAAAUUAAAAAAUAUAAAAAAAAAGAGCUAGCGAAAAAAAAUAUCGAGGAAAAAGAGGGAAUUUUUAAAGACAAUAUAAUAAAGGAAAAAUCGGAAAAUCUAAAUGAUUUUGUUGAAACUUAUCAAAAGGAUGCCAACAAAAAUGAGUCCACAAAAGAGGAUAAUGCUGGUGAUGGGAAUAAAAUAGUGAAAGAAAAUACAGAUCAAAAUGAAAGCAAACCCUACAAUCACAAUAAAAAUAUUGAUAAUAAUAGCAGCAGUAGUAAAGAAAUGCACAAAUUGAAUAAUGCUUUUGUAAAAGAGCUUAUUGAGGUAUUUAUCCAAAAUGAUAGUGGUGAAGCAUUCAGUGCAGAAAAUAUACUGAAAAAAAUUAUUAUAAAUAAAAAAAAUCGUAAAAAUGAAAAAUUUAUUGAAAAAAAUAAAAAUGAAGAAAACAAUGAAUCUAAAAAUGGCGAACAUACAGAAACAGAAAAUAUUUUAUACUCGAAUGAACCACAAAUUAAUAAUGACGUUUUUUGUGAUAUAUUUAAAAGCGAAGAUGAAAAACUGUUGUUUCUUUUAAAUUGUUGUUUUAUAAAUAAAGAAAAAUUUUUUUCAAUUUAUUUUUACAAUCUUGGAAAUUUAAUUAAAUUUCUUUUUGAACAUAAAAGGGAUUUACACACUGAGAAAAACGCAAAUAAAAUAGACCAAAAAACAAAAGAAAAUGGAGACAAAAUUAUUAAGCAUAAAAAUACAAAUAUCAGCAAAUAUUUAUCUCUCCAAAAAAAUAUCAUGAAAUUAGGUUAUAAAAAAAAUUUCACAAAAAAUAAAAAAAAAUCGAAAUCUAAGCUUCAAAUUGAAAGCCACAAAGAAUCGAGUUUUGUAGAAAACUCCUCUUCCGAUUGUUCGGAUUUUACUUCUUCUACACUUAGUGAACAAAAUGAAUCCAAAAAUAACGACAAACUUUUUCUAUACACAGAUUUUAGCAUUAAUGUUUCGAAUAUAUUUAAAUUGUCUUUUAUUAUUUUAAAGAAUAUACUUAAUAUGAGCAAAAAUAGUUUUGACAACAACACUGAAAAGAAUAUAAACAAUUUUGGAUUUAAUGAAACAAAUAAUCAAAAAAUAUACUUGUUCAGUUUUUUUUAUAAUUAUUUAGAAGAAAAAAAAUUCGAAAAAUACAUAGAAAGUGCAAUUGAAGAAGAAAUUAAAGCAAAUAAAAAAAGUAUUUAUCACAGUUUUCCGAUUUAUCAUAUUAAAGCAUUUUCUAAAGACAAUAAUAAGCAAAAAAAUUAUUUAUUAAUAAAUAUUAUGAAUAAAAUCAUUAAUUUAUAUUCAAGAAAGCACAAAAAUAUAUAUAUUAUAAAUAAGUUUUUCUUAGCUAUAUUAUUAUUUGAAAAUAAAUUAUAUAAAAAGUCAUUUCAUAUUAUUAGAAAAAUUAUUGAAGAAUCGCCAUUUCAUUUCCUUACACAAUUGUGUAUGCAGCUUUUAUUGUUUCAUGAUUUAAAUAAUAAAUUUUAUCAUUUUUGUGCUUCAUAUUUUUUAGCAAACAAAUAUACUAAAAUUAUAUCUUUUAAGAAUGUUAAUUUUAAUUUCACUUCCUUUCAAAAUUAUGAAUUUGAUUUAUUUUCUAUGACUAGCCAAAAUUCGAUUUUAAAGCUCGAGGAAGAUAAAAACUACUAUAUAAAUUUUUACAGCGCAUUGGAAAAAGAUAUAAUAACACAUAAUUUAUUUUUUAAGAAAGAAUUAAAAGAUACUAAGGAAAAUGAAGAAAACAAAAAUGCUCCUUUUGAUGCUAAUAAAAAAGAGAUACAACUUUUAGAAGGAAAAGAUGAAAACGCAAAUAAAAUAUGCAUAAAACAUGACGAAUUAAAUCAAAAUAAGUUGAAAUUUAUAGUAAAUAAAAAUAAAAUAAUCAAAUUAGAAACUAAAAAAUUUUGUAAAGAUAAUUAUUAUUUUAAUAUAAAUAAAAAAAUUUUAAAUAGUUUAAAAAAAUUUAAUUUUUCCGUUUCCAAAAAUGAACAAAAUAAUACAUUUUACAUGCCAACAGAAGAUAUUAAAAUAUUUGUUCAGUCUGAUUAUAAUCUAUAUAUGUUUGUGUCUAAUAUGACUUUUGGGCUUAAUAAAAAGGAAACAUAUGAAAAGAAAAAUAUAACGUCUUUAUGUGAUCAUAUAAAUGAUAUUAAAAAAGAAUACAAUAUAAAUAAAUAUACGACUAAAAAUAAUUCUUUUAAAAUGUAUCACCUUGAUACAUUAUUGGUUAGUAAAAUAAAAGAGUAUGUAGAAGAAAAAAAAAAAAAAAAAAAAAAAAAUAUGGAAACUAAGACAGACAAAAUUCAAGAAAAUAUAUCCUCUAAUAAAACCAGUAAUGCAAUCAAAAAAAAUAUACGUGUUAAAAAUGUGUGUGCUGAAUAUGAGGAAUAUUUAGAUUUAUUCGUUUUUUCCGCAUUUACCAAAAAUUUGAAUGUUAAUAAUAUAAUUUUACAAUUAUAUAGUGAAGAAGAAAAUAAAUAUUUAUACAUAAAAUAUUCUGAAGGAAACUAUAUAAUUAGAGAUGGACUAAAUUUAAUAAAAUUAAAUGUAAUGAAUAUUCUCGAAUCUAAUAAAAUUAAAUGGGAAAAUUUUUGUUAUAAAGUCAAAUAUGUUUUUCUUAAAAUAAAAAAUUUUUCUUUUUAUCAAAAAAUAGGAAUAUUACCUAACGAUAAUUUAAUAAGCUCCUUUAUAAAAACAUAUGUUAAUUUUAUAAGCAACAAUAAUAUAUUAAUUAAUAAAUAUAAUAGUUAUACAUCAUUUUUUUUAAAUCAAUUGAUUUCACCUCUUUAUAUUAAAAUAAAAACUUUAAAUUCAAUUCUAAAUUGUAAAAUACAUGCUUCCUAUAUAAACAAAACAUCACUAGUAUAUGAUAAUAUAAACUAUGUUAAACUAGUUAUAAAAAAAAGACAACAAAAUAAAAGCAUUUCCGAAACUAGUGAUAUAACUUUUGACGAGUUUGAUGAAGUAAGCAGUUUCGAUAAGAAUAUACCAGAAAACAAUCCUGAUCAUAUAAGAAACAAAUCUAUUCGAGUUUCAGUUAAAAAUAAAAACCAAAUAAAUGAAUGUAAUGAUAUUAAGUUAAAUAAUGCAAUUGGUAAAGAUGAAAUAUUCUUUGUAGAUUUAAUAACUUUUUAUAUUGAAAAAAAUGAAAAUAUACAUAUAGAUGAUCUUAAAAUUUUAAAUGAUCAAGAAAUGAAUACAAUUAAACAUAAGGGCAGAAAUGAUCAUUCAUCAAUUAAUGUGAACGAAUAUAUCAAUGGAAAAAAUGAGAUUAAUGAUUAUAAUGACAGUAAUGUUGAAUUUAAGGAAAACUCAGAAAAUUAUUCGAAUAAAAAAAAUAAUAAUAAUUUUGAAAAGCAGUUACAAAGCACAGAGGCAAUCAUCUCGUUCAUACCACGUCGGAAAAUAUACAAUGAAAUUAGCUCUUUUGAAAAUAGUGAAAAAAAUAUGAAUGAUAACUUAUAUAAAAAAUCCUGUCCAAGCAUAGAUAUAAUAGAAAUAAAAUGUAUAAUAAACAAUGAUAUAUGUGGGAAAAAAAGAAGAAAAAAAAAAACAGAUAUAUAUAAAGUAGAACAAGCUAAUUAUAUAGGAGAAAUUAAAAUUGAUAAUUUUAUUAAUCAUGAUGAAGCAUUAACAUACACACAUUUAAAUAAUAAAUUAAUUGUUCAGAAAAAAUUUAAACUUGUAAAUAUUUUCAAGGAAAAAAUAAAUACAUAUAGAUCAAAAAAUGGAAUUCUGUAUGAAUUAAUAUUAAAUUUAAAUAAUAAUAAUUAUUCAGUAUUUUUAAAAAAAUUUAACAUAGAAAUAUUAAAAAAAAACAUUACGCAAAUCAAAAAUGUUAAAAUUUUUUUUUUAAAUAAUGAACAAAAUGAGGAUUUCGAUUCCAAAAGCUUGCAAAAUGAAAUUAACUCAUUUCACUUAAAACCUCCAAAAAUGGGUAUAUUUAAUGAUGAUACUGAAAAAAACAUAGAAAUUCUAGAAGAAAACGAUAUAAAACCUUCUAAUCAUAUAACAAAUUAUGGAAAGGAAAUAUGUAAUAAUUUCAACACAAAUAUAAUAAGUGAUAAAGAAAACGAUGAAAUAACAAAAAAAAACUUUUAUGAUGAAAUUUCUAUUAAUAGUUGGAUUAAAGGGGGAGAAAGCAUAUUUUUACUUUUUGAAGUACAAUAUAAAGACACAUUUGAUAAAGAGGAUAAUUUUAUAAACCACUUAAAAUAUGAAAAUUCUAUUGGAAAUAUAAAUAUAUCAUAUGAAUAUAAAAAUAAAAAUAUUUAUAAAAUAUACAAAUAUGAAAAAAAUUAUAUAUAUAAUUUACUUCUAUAUAUCCCACAAUUUUUAUUAUCAAUUGAUGCUCAUUAUGAUAUACCCAAAACUGGAAUGCUUCAUAGCAAUAUAAAUGUUAAUAUUAUAUUGUCUAAUAAAAUAAAUGAAGAUAUAUAUAUAAAACAUUUUGUGUGUAUAGAUAAUAAUAAUAAUUAUGAAAAAAAAAAUAACCGCGCCACAAAAUAUAAUUGGCUAAUAAGUGGAUUUAAAAAACAAGUAGUUUGCAUACCAAAAAAUUCAUCACAUACUAUAAAUUUAAUGUUAAUUCCUUUGAAAGUUGGUUUAAUUAAUUUUCCACCAAUUUCUUAUUUUAUAAAAUUAAAUAACACUUGGAUUGAAAUAACACAAUUUUUGAAUAAGAGUGAUAAUUUUCAAGUAAUUAUUUCACCGCCCCUUAAAAUCACCCCACAAAUAUGGCAACUUAUGUAA
Plasmodium berghei ANKA is the source of this 6108-nucleotide messenger RNA. RefSeq names its product conserved Plasmodium protein, unknown function. Bases 1 to 6108 code for a protein of 2035 amino acids. NCBI's taxonomy places the organism in Eukaryota, Apicomplexa, Aconoidasida, Haemosporida, Plasmodiidae. The transcript has a single exon. The record is from RefSeq and is a predicted model, not a curated record.